UCACCCCCCCCGGGCCCCCCGCCCCGCGGACGUUGGGUUUCCCCGUGAGGGAAGGAGCGCGUGCGCGGCCCGCGCCGGCCUUGCAGAUUUCCAUGAGGACACCUUUCAAGGACCUGAAUGGCCUCGUGGUAGCUACUUCAGAGAUUGGAGCAGAAGCCUCCCCCGUUCUCUGUGCCCGGUGUGACAGUGGCUACUAAGAGCCAUGAAAGUGAUUCCCGAAAAGAAUGCCGUCCGGAUACUGUGGGGCCGGGAACGGGGCACGCAGGCCCUGGGGACGCAGCGACUUCUGCAGGAGCUGGUGGAGGAUAAAACACGAUGGAUGAAAUGGGAGGGCAAGAAAGUAGAACUGCCUGACAGUCCUCGUUCCACCUUCUUACUGGCCUUCAGCCCAGACAGGACUCUCAUGGCCUCUACCCACGUGAACCACAACAUCUAUAUCACCGAGGUGAAGACAGGCAAGUGUGUCCAUUCUCUGGUCGGACACCGUCGCACACCCUGGUGUGUGACCUUUCAUCCCACCAUUCCGGGCCUCAUUGCUUCUGGCUGCCUAGACGGGGAGGUUAGGAUUUGGGAUUUACAUGGUGGCAGUGAAAGCUGGUUCACGGAUAGCAACAAUGCCAUCGCCUCCUUGGCUUUUCACCCCACGGCUCAGCUCCUGCUGAUCGCCACAGCCAACGAGAUCCACUUUUGGGAUUGGAGCCGGCGGGAGCCCUUCGCCGUGGUGAAGACGGCCAGCGAGAUGGAGCGGGUUCGGCUGGUGAGAUUUGAUCCCCUCGGACACUACUUACUCACAGCGAUUGUUAAUCCUUCCAACCAGCAGAGCGACGACGAGCCGGAGCUGCCCGUGGACAGCGCGGAGAUGCCGCACUACCGCCAGCGCUCGCUCCUGCAGUCGCAGCCGGUCCGCCGGACCCCCCUCCUCCACAACUUCCUCCAUAUGCUGUCCUCCCGCUCCUCCGGCAUCCAGGUGGGAGAGCAAAGCCCGGGGCAAGAUUCCGCCACCCCCUCACCCCCACCACCUCCACCGCCUCCCCCUCCGCCCGCCACGGAGAGCACCAGGACGUCCGCUCACACCAGGCUCCGCGAGCGGGUCGGCCACCCCGCAGCCGAGUGCUGCCAGCACCUGGGAAUGCUGUGCCUUUGCAGCCGCUGCUCUAGCGCGCGAAUUCCUUCUUCCCUCUUCCCUCACCAGGACGGCAGCGCCCCAUCCACCUCGGCCGGGCCCACGACCCCUUCCUUUUCUUCCGUGCAGACCGAGCCCUACCACCCCCCGGAGCAGGCCUCGUCGACGCAGCAGGACCAGGGCCUCCUGACCCGUCCGUCCGCCUUCAGCACAGUCCAGAGCAGCACCGCCGGCAACACGCUGCGCAACCUGAGCCUGGGGCCCACCCGCCGCUCCCUGGGGGGCCCCCUGCCCGGCCACCCGGCCCGGUACCACCAGGCCGGGAGGGAGCUGGCCCCGGGCCUGGGCGGCGCCGACUGGACCCGGACCGUGCUGAGCGUGAGCUCCCGCUCGGAGGCCGAGGCCAUGCCCCCGCCGCGGACCAGCGCCUCGUCGGUCAGCCUGCUGUCCGUGCUGCGGCAGCAGGAGGGCGGCUCGCAGGCCUCCGUGUACACCUCGGCCACGGAGGGCCGGGGCUUCCCGCCGCCGGGGCUGGCGGCCGAGGCGGAGGCCGCGGGCGGCGCCGGCCAGGGCAGCCCGGGCACCGUCCGCAACGAGCUGCAGUGCGACCUGAGGCGCUUCUUCCUGGAGUACGACCGGCUCCAGGAGUUGGACCAGGGGCUGGGGCCGGAGCCCGGCCAGGCCCAGCAGGCCCAGGAGCUGCUCAACAAUAACAUGGAGCCGGAGAGGCCGGGCCCUUCCCAGCAGCCCACCCCGCACAGCAGCGAGAACAACUCCAGCCUGUCCCGGGGCCACCUGAACCGCUGCCGCGCCUGCCACAACCUCCUGACCUUCAACAGCGACACGCUGAGGUGGGAGAGGACCACGCCCACCUACGCGCCCGCCGAAGGCGGCUCGUCCUGGCAGGUCCCCGGCGCCUUCGAGGGGGGCUCGGCCGCCGGCGGCGGCGGCGGGGGCGGCGGGGGCCAGCCGCCCCCCGCCGAACGGACCGAGGGGCGGGCCCCGGGCUCCAGCCGGCUGGAGCUGAGCGGUCCGGCCGGCCCGCAGGAGGAGAGGACUGUGGGAGUGGCUUUUAACCAGGAGACGGGCCACUGGGAGAGAGUUUACAGCCAGUCGGCUGCGAGUAGACCCGGGAAUGUAUCACAGGAGGCCUUAAACCAGGAAAUGCCUGAGGAGAGCUCUGAAGAAGAUUCGCUCCGGAGGAGGCUGCUGGAGUCUUCCCUCAUUUCAUUGUCCCGUUAUGAUGGAGCAGGGUCCCGGGAGCACCCAAUCUACCCAGACCCAGCGAGGUUAUCUCCUGCUGCAUACUAUGCACAGAGGAUGAUCCAGUAUCUUUCCCGGAGGGACAGCAUUCGUCAGCGCUCCAUGCGCUACCAACAGAACCGUCUCCGCUCUUCCACCUCCUCCUCUUCCUCAGAAAACCAGGGCCCAUCAGUAGAGGGAAAUGACUUGGAAUUUGAGGACUUCGAGGACAACGGCGACAGGUCCAGGCACAGAGCCCCACGUAACGCCCGGAUGUCCGCACCUUCCCUUGGCCGCUUUGUUCCCAGGCGUUUCCUACUGCCGGAGUACUUGCCUUAUGCUGGGAUUUUCCAUGAACGUGGGCAGCCUGGCUUGGCAACUCACUCAUCCGUUAACAGGGUCCUAGCAGGGGCAGUGAUCGGGGAUGGACAGUCCGCGGUAGCCAGUAACAUUGCCAACACCACUUACAGACUCCAGUGGUGGGACUUCACCAAGUUUGACCUGCCGGAAAUAAGCAAUGCCUCCGUGAAUGUCCUGGUACAGAACUGCAAGAUCUACAAUGAUGCCAGCUGUGACAUAUCUGCCGAUGGCCAGCUCCUGGCGGCUUUCAUCCCCAGCAGUCAGCGGGGCUUUCCCGACGAGGGCAUUCUGGCGGUAUAUUCCUUGGCACCCCACAACUUGGGGGAGAUGCUCUACACCAAGCGCUUCGGCCCCAAUGCCAUUUCGGUGAGCCUGUCCCCAAUGGGCCGGUACGUGAUGGUCGGACUGGCUUCCCGAAGGAUCCUGCUGCAUCCCUCCACGGAGCACAUGGUAGCCCAGGUCUUCAGACUGCAGCAGCCGCAUGGUGGGGAGACUUCCAUGAGGAGAGUCUUCAACGUCCUCUACCCGAUGCCAGCCGACCAGCGGAGACACGUCAGCAUCAAUUCCGCCCGGUGGCUGCCCGAGCCUGGGCUCGGCUUGGCCUACGGUACCAACAAAGGGGACCUGGUGAUCUGCCGGCCAGAGGCCUUAAACUCUGGUGUUGAGUACUAUUGGGACCAGCUGAAUGAGACAGUCUUCACCGUCCAUUCCAACAGCAGGAGCAGUGAGAGACCAGGAACCAGCAGAGCCACGUGGAGGACGGAUAGGGACAUGGGCCUAAUGAAUGCCAUUGGCCUGCAGCCCCGGAACCCCACCACCUCGGUGACGUCCCAGGGCACCCAGACUCUGGCACCCCAGCUGCAGAAUGCAGAGACGCAGACGGAGAGGGAGGUGCAGGAGCCGGGGGCGGCCUCCUCUGGGGCUGGCGAAGGUGAGGGGCCGGAGUACGGGCCCGGCGGCGAAGACGCCCUGAGCAGGAUCCAGAGGCUGAUGGCCGAGGGCGGCAUGACGGCCGUGGUGCAGCGGGAGCAGAGCACCACCAUGGCCUCCAUGGGCGGCUUCGGCAACAACAUCAUCGUCAGCCACCGCAUCCACCGCAGCUCCCAGACGGGCACGGAGCCCGGGGUCGCCGAGGGGGCCGCCCCCCCGCCCUCCACCUCGCGUGACCCGGCCGCCCCGCUGGGGCCGGUGACAGAGCAGGGCCUGAGCCCGCGGACAGCCCCCGGGGAUGGGCCCGGGGCCGGCGGGAGAGACCCUGCCGGUCCGGCCCCGCUCCCCCCAGACACUGAGGGACCAAUCCCCUACAGCGACCUGACCAAUAACAACCAUCUUCCCAACAGCACCGAGAGCCUCAGCGGAGAGCCGCGCAACAGGUAGAGAUGAAUGUGUGUGUUGGUGCCUCCCUUGUACUGCUAAGCAGAGACCUGUACCUCACAGCUGACCGGGAACUGUCCACGCAGAGAAGUUGCCGGCCCCCUCGGGGGCCAAACUAGGGGGAGGGGUGAAGCCGUCGGGUGCCUGAGCGUAAGGGGAGAAAAAAAAAGGAUCGAUGUCAGCCUCCCCCUCUCCCGCCGCCGCCGCCGCCACCCCCCUUUCCAACCAAGUGAAGCUCUACUUGGUUUCUGUUCGCUUCCAGGAUCCGAGAACAAAGUGUUGUCACGUAACCCCAUCAUUCCCCCCUCAACGGGGCCCGGGGACUGCCGUGCUCGUCGGCUCUGCCCUCCAGUCCCUAAGGCCUCGGACUCCACGAGGAAGCCCCACCCCUGCCUCCCAUCGGAGGCAUCUCUGACCUUGUGCCUGUCGCUUAGCAACCUCGAGGGCAGAGAGUCUUCCGGCCCUAGGGCCAGUCGGCAGCUUGAUAUCGGGUCAUGUUUGUGUGCGCGCCUCCCCUGCGUCCCGAGGUUUGGGGCCGAAGUGGCCGUCAGAAGCCCCUGGGGCAGGAGAGGCAAGGGACGGGGGCCCAGUGUCUCCUGCCCGAGCCGAGCCGGGGCCCGGUUUCCAGCUUCCAUCCGGAGGGAGCCGAAAGCCAGGUCCCCUGGGAGGAGCCGGGGGGGCCCAGGAGCCUCCCACAGUCAUCCGUGGGAACGGUCUCGGGGCGAUGGGGACGGACGACUCACCCCCCCGGGAGGGCGCGGGGCCGGGACGUAGCCCGAGUCGAGUCGGGGUUAGAGGCCGGUGUGACGGGGCUCACUCAGCCAGGAGGCCGGGGGAGAGCGGCCCCAGAGGCUCGUUUGCCGGGACGCACUCAAUCUAAAGCUCAGGGUCCCCUUCCCCCUCCCAUUCCCACCCCGUCCGUGGGUCCCCGGUGCGGCGGCACCUCUGUGUGACAGUAUUACAUGAGCCUGGACGGCGGCCCCGCCCCGGGGCCAGGAGCAGGGGAAAGGCUCCGGGAACAGCUUGAGGUACCGGUCUGUGACGUAAGGUGUUGCAUGUGAAAUCUUGAACUGUACAUGUAGUUUCUAGUGGAGAAAUCAAGGCUCUGACGCUAAUUUUGUUUUAGUAUAAAAUGUGAUUUCCUUUCUGUUUGUAACUUCAUCAUAGACACAUUUUGGUGGGAGGAGAGGGGGAUAGUCCAACUGCUAACGAGGGAAACACCAAAGAUCAAGUCAUUAAAAGAUGACAAACCCUG
Tachyglossus aculeatus (Australian echidna) is the source of this 5354-nucleotide messenger RNA. It is a transcript of the gene AMBRA1, whose product is annotated as autophagy and beclin 1 regulator 1. Gene Ontology annotation, biological process: autophagy. Lineage: Eukaryota; Metazoa; Chordata; Mammalia; Monotremata; Tachyglossidae. The record is from RefSeq and is a predicted model, not a curated record. The transcript is spliced from 18 exons. Gene Ontology annotation, molecular function: protein binding. The coding region runs from base 203 to 4102 and encodes 1299 amino acids. Gene Ontology annotation, cellular component: intracellular membrane-bounded organelle.